UUUAUUUAUACCCAAAACGUUUAUUGGAGAAAUUUUGUUUAGACAAUUACAUUUUAGGCAAUUUUUACAGAGAUCUAGAAGUAAAAGACCAAGAUGCCGAGAAUUAUGAUAAAAGGAGGUGUUUGGCGUAACACGGAGGAUGAGAUUCUGAAAGCAGCUGUAAUGAAAUAUGGCAAAAAUCAGUGGGCCAGAAUUGCAUCAUUGCUACACAGAAAGUCAUCAAAACAAUGUAAAGCUAGAUGGUUUGAAUGGUUGGACCCAAGUAUCAAAAAGACAGAAUGGAGCAGAGAAGAAGAAGAAAAGUUACUACAUUUGGCCAAGUUAAUGCCUACACAAUGGAGAACUAUUGCUCCUAUUGUAGGUAGAACUGCAGCACAAUGUCUAGAACAUUAUGAGUAUUUACUAGAUAAAGCUCAAAAUAGAGAUGAAUCAGAAGACGAUCCAAGAAAAUUAAAACCAGGCGAAAUAGACCCGAACCCAGAAACAAAACCAGCCAAGCCAGAUCCAGUUGAUAUGGAUGAAGAUGAACUUGAGAUGUUAUCUGAAGCCAGAGCUAGGUUAGCAAACACACAAGGCAAGAAAGCCAAAAGAAAAGCAAGAGAAAAACAGUUAGAGGAAGCCAGGAGGUUAGCAGCAUUACAAAAGAGAAGAGAAUUACGAGCAGCAGGAAUAGAUAUUAAGAAACAUAAGAAGAAAAAGAGAGGAGUAGAUUACAAUGCAGAAAUUCCGUUUGAAAAGAAACCAGCCCCAGGUUUCCAUGACACAUCUGAAGAAGUUUUUAAGCCAAAAGAUAUUAACUUUAAAAGAUUAAGACAACAGAAUCUAGAUGGAGAAAGAAGAGAUGACGCUGAGGCUAGAGAAAGAAAGAAAGAUAAACUUAAACAGAAGAAAAGAAAGGAAAAUGAUUUACCUGGUGCAAUAGCCAGCCAAAGCAAUUUCCAAGAACCAGUGAAAAAGAGAAGUAAACUUGUAUUGCCAGCUCCGCAGAUCUCUGAUUUAGAAUUAGAAGAGGUUGUGAAAGUUGGUCAAGCUAGUGAAUAUGCCAGACAGCAGGCAGAGGAAACAGGUGCCCAAAAUGGUGCCAGCCAGGCGUUACUACAAGACUACAAUGUGACUCCAUCAUUAGGUAAUCUCAGGACACCAAGGACACCUGCUACACAGGAUAAUGUAUUACAGGAAGCACAAAAUAUUAUGGCCCUGCAAUUGGUUGACACCCCGUUGAAGGGAGGAUUAAAUACACCCCUCCAUCAGUCAGAUUUCAGUGGUAUAACUCCUCAACGUAACGCAGCACAGACACCAAACACAGUGUUAGGUACACCCAUGAGGACCCCAGGAAUGGAAAGUAGUGGAGCAUUGACACCACAUGGUAUGACCCCUAGAAUGGGUGUGGCAGGACAGACACCAUUGAGGACACCUGUGAGAGACAAACUAAAUAUUAACCCUGAUGAGGAUUAUGACAUGAAUGUUAAUGACAAAUUUUACCAGAGAGACCUCAAAGACCAGUUAAAGCAUGGUUUGGCCAGUCUACCUCGUCCUAAAAAUGAUUAUGAAAUAGUGGUUCCUGAAGACAUGGAACAGGAUAUACACGAACCAAUGCAAACAGACGACUACAUUGAGGAUCAGGCAGACAUUGAUGCUGCAUCAGAGGAGGAGAGAAGAGCUAUCAGACAAAAAGAAUUACGAAUGCGAUCUCAGUCAGUACAGAGAGACAUGCCUCGUCCCACAGACGUCAACAGCAAUAUACUGAGAGUGGCUGGUCCUGGCGAUCCUGCUCUUACUGAUCUACAGAAGGCUGAGGAAUUGAUCAAAAAAGAAAUGUUAACUAUGCUUCAUCACGAUGCAUUAUAUACACCAGGUUCUAAUCAGCUGGGUGUCGCACCAGGAAGUAAAAAACAAACACAAAAAGGGGUUCUAAAUCAGGCCCAGCAUGCAUCAUUUUUAGAGGAACAUCCAUAUGAAAAAGUCAAUGAAGCUGAUUUAGAAGAGGCUAAGCGGCUUCUACAGAUGGAAAUGGAUUAUGUAAAGAAAGGAAUGGGUCAUGGUGAUCUGUCUAUUGAUGCUUACUCCACUGUGUGGGAGGAAUGUUACAGCCAGGUUUUAUACUUACCUUCACAAAACAGAUACACCAGGGCCAAUCUGGCUAGCAAAAAAGACAGAAUAGAGUCUCAGGAAAAAAGAUUAGAGAAUAACAGAAAUUAUAUGACAAAAGAUGCUAAAAUGGCAGCAAAAAUGGAAAAGAAAUUAAAGAUAUUACUUGGAGGUUAUCAGUCACGGUCCCAAAGUUUAAUCAAGCAGAUCCAUGAUUUGUAUGAACAGAUAGAACAAACACAUGUAGAGUUACGGACCUUUGUAGAUCUUAGACAGCAUGAGAUUGGAGCCAUUCCCAAGAGAAAGGAGUCCCUGACAGAAGAUGUAAAUAGACAACAGGAGAGAGAGAAAGAAUUACAGAGGAAAUACAGUGAACUCCAAUAUAAACAAGACAUUAUCCAGUACAAUAAAUAAAAAAAAAUAUACUGACUCACUGUGUUACAAAAUUAUGAUAAAGAUAAACUUAUAAUUGCAGUUUUUAAUCAAUUUUCUCUGAAGGGAGUGCUUAUUUACACAUUAACAGAAACUUGAUAAAAGAAUACAAAAAUCUAAAAGUUGAAAAAUAUAAAGAAUUUGUUUGUCUAUCACUGUACUGGCUUAUUUCUCUCAUUUACUUAAAAUAUUUAUGUAUAAAAACAUUACUGUUAGGUCUAUUGCCAUCAGCUAUGUAUUAUACCUAGAAAAGUUAUGUAAUAUACCUAGAUAUCAACAUUUUUUUUCAAUUUUUGUGUUGUGGGUUGCUGUUUAACCUGACUUGACAGCUCAUUUAUUAUUAUAUUAAUGUUAAAUAAAUUAAGUUAAUAUCAAGAGAUAUCCAAUUCUCUCUUGUUAUUGAACCUUUGAUUUUUAUUUCUUGAUCAUACUGAUAACAUGUGAAAGAUAUGUGCAAAGUAAACUUUUGGCAUCAGGUUAAUGAAAAAUCAGGAAAUGUAAAGGCAACCUUAUAACCCUACUACCUUUUUUUUGUACAACAAAAUAGUUUUGAACUGAACUG
This is a messenger RNA of Mytilus trossulus (common blue mussel), 3082 nucleotides long. Its product is annotated as cell division cycle 5-like protein. The transcript is spliced from 20 exons. Gene Ontology annotation, biological process: mRNA splicing, via spliceosome; regulation of transcription by RNA polymerase II. The record is from RefSeq and is a predicted model, not a curated record. Gene Ontology annotation, molecular function: RNA polymerase II transcription regulatory region sequence-specific DNA binding; DNA-binding transcription factor activity, RNA polymerase II-specific. Bases 94 to 2502 code for a protein of 802 amino acids. NCBI's taxonomy places the organism in Eukaryota, Metazoa, Mollusca, Bivalvia, Mytilida, Mytilidae. Gene Ontology annotation, cellular component: spliceosomal complex; Prp19 complex.